Molecule: messenger RNA, 4047 nt
Organism: Schistosoma bovis
Lineage: Eukaryota; Metazoa; Platyhelminthes; Trematoda; Strigeidida; Schistosomatidae
Source: the annotation of a GenBank genome assembly
GCUUAUCCAACAAUAGCCUCUUGGCGGGUUUUCGAGUUCUCUGUAGUGAGAUGAUAUCCUUGUGUUGACAGCGUCCAUUUAGUUACUAAACUAGAUAUGUCUGUACUGAGCGACACUUUGCAUGCUGCAAAUGGGAACGAAGAAACAGCAUCGAAAGUAGAUAUGUGUCCUCGCAGACUUUCAAGAGUUUCGCGCUUGAGGGAUAUGUUCCAAACUGGUGUUGUAAAGCCAAUCGACGAUACUGAAGAUGGAUUUGAUGUAGAAAGUUCAGUGUUUUCAGCAUACACCUGCCCUGAUUUUGAAAGGUUUUCAAGAGCCUUUCCGGGGUCCCCACCUAUGAAAAGUCUGCGCAAUCAUCGAAUAAGUCUAAACAAGAAUGAAUCGACUCAAAAUAAUGUUACGUCAUCCAGAUCAGUUGAUGGAGGUUUCUCUAUACCGGAAUCACUUUCUCCCCUUAAAUCUCCACCCACAAGACCUCCUAAGCCUCGUCAUAUAUCUCUAUCUAAACCUGCCGUUCUUGAAGAGGUGAAACUAAAACCGAUUUCUUCAAAAAUCGCUACCGAAAAUGCAUCUUGUAAUAGCGUUACAGAACCGGUGGACAUUUCCAACCAUUCGAUUACUAGCGUUGGUAAUAGCAUAGAUAAUCAACCAUCGACAGUCAAAGUAAAUGGAAGUUCGUUAAAUUCAACUACCAUUCGAAAUUCAACUCCUGUAACUAUUAUCAAAGCAGGACCGCAACAAACAUCCAAAGAUCCCGUUGAAUGUUUUUCUUAUGCUUCCAUAACUCCUUUAUAUUCGUCUAACAAGAUUGAGAAGGCGACUGAAAAUGAUGUAAAUAAUGCUAUAAAUAAUAAUGCUCAUCACCAGUCCUACGAAACAGCCAAUCAACCCUCCGAAGAUUUAAAUUCACAAUCAACUCAUUCCAUAUGCAAUUCUUCUGUUGAUCAUCAAUGUACAAUAUCAAAUUCUUCGGAUGUCCAGGAUUUUGUUAUUCGACCUGAAGCAUUUCACAAGUCUCUAUUUCCUGAAAUUGUAUAUAAAGAUAACAUUGAUGAUCUUCCUGUACUACAACAUGCUGAACCUGUUGCAGUAAAUGCUGAAGAUGAUGAUGAUGGCUUAGAUGAAAAUAUUGACAAUACUGAAAACUCUUUUGAAAUUGUUAUUAGUUCAUCUCAGUGUAAUACAUCAUUUAAUCCACUGAUUACUUUACCUGUACCGAAAGGAUUGAAUGUUGUGGCUGUUGAUGACGAUGGAGUUCAUAUUUUUGAAGAUGGCAACUUUCUGUACGCUCUUCCUGGCUUAACUGAUAAGUAUUCAGAUGAUUCAGAUUUUUAUGACUCGCGUGAGGAUGUUACCAAUAUUUCCGACUUAAUAUCUCCUUCAUAUACUGCUGAACAAGUAAACGAUGAAGAAAAUGUUAAAACAAAUAUGGACAAAAUCCUUUCAGUAUCUUCAUCAUCUAAUUCACCAAAAUCAAUAACUACAAGGAAAUUAGUCAAUAAACGUUCAGGUAGCAGUGAUAGUCUAGUCAAACAACCGAGAGUUCGAUUUAGUUCUGAACCAAUCUUGGUGUUCAGUACUCAUUCCACUACAGAUUAUAAUCGUAGAAAUGAAGAAAUAGAUCCAUUGUCUGCUUCAGCAGAAUAUGAAUUAGAAAAACAUCUUGAAGAUAUGGAUAUGUUUGAAAUCGAUUUCCGUAAAGGUGUAAAUGGUCUCGGUAUUAGCAUAGUUGGUUCCGGUGUUGAUACUUCAUCUGGUGAACAGAAAUUAAGCAUAUUCAUUAAAUCAUUUACUCCUGGAGGUGCUGCAGAGGCUGAUGGUCGUAUUCAAGUGUACGAUCAAAUUGUUCAAGUAGAUGGCCAUAGUUUGGUUGGUGUCUCUCAACAAUUCGCAGCUCAAGUACUCCAAAAUACUGGGGAAAUCAUUCAUUUUGUUCUCGCCAGAGAAAAAGAUCCACCCAACUCUCGCAUAGCAAAGAUAUUGACAGAAAAACAACAAGAGGAAGACGAAGAGAAUAAUAAGGAAGGAGAGGAAAAGGCGGUUGAGAAAGAGUCAAAGUUAAAUAAUAAUUCAUCUGAUAAAUAUCAAGAGGUUGUGUCUACUCAAACCGAUAAUCCUGUAAACUUAUCAGGCGGUGAUUCUACCGAAGCUUUACAUAAUUUGAUUGCUGUAGCUACACGAUCAUUGAAAGAAGCUAAACAAUGGAACAAGGAUGAUGAUGCGGAGGAGGAGGAGGACGAGGAUGUGAUAGCUGUUGAUGAAAGUAGUGUAGAUUAUGAUAUGGAAUAUCUUAGUGUUAAUAAUAAUGAUACAAACGAUUCAUCACCUGUAAACAGUCUUUUUCAACAGUUUAGAAAAUCUUCAAAUGGUUGUGAUAAUGUAAAAUCAUUAAAUGGUUAUUCCACUGGCUUAAAUUAUCAACAAUCUAGCCCUCGAUCAGCAUUAAAAGGUACAGCAACUGCAGCAUCGACUCGUCGACGUAACGAAGCUAUCAUGGAGUAUAUUCGUCAAGCUGUACUUAUCCAAGAUAAUGUAUAUUUACCAACUGAUCUAAUUAAUAAAGAUGACUACACUAAUAAAAAUCAAAAUUCAGAUAUAGCUACAGACUGUGUUAGUACAGUGUCUUGGGCACUAGCCAGUGAAUUGCAUGAUCAUAGAAUUCAGCUACGAAAAUUCCAAUCACGUAUUCGAAAUCUAGAACAACGUUUGACUGCUCAAGAAGCUGCAGCGGAUGAAGCGAUAGAAAGACUUUGUCUACGUUGUCGUCAUUUGGAAUUAGAGCUUAAACAAUCACAACAAAAAUGUUCACAACUAAUCAUGUCACCAAAACAGCAGAAUAUCUCAAACUCUAAUAACUACUCUCCUGGAGCUAAUAACUUAUGUAAUCCAAUAUAUCAUUCAUGCUUCAUCUAUUUCUCACUCACAUCAUCUUCCCUAUUUUCCACCCACCCCCUAUAUAUUACCGUUCAUAACUAAUUACUGAGUAAAACUAUGUUCAUUUUUAAGGUGAAUCGUUGUUUCCCCAUUGAUUCUAUUAAUAAUUUAUAUGAUUUGUUUUAUGUUGGCAUUUUUUACUUUUAUCUUGUAGACUAUUGUAAUUAUUAUAUCAGUAAAUAAUAUUCGUAAAUCUUAUUUUUGCCUUUAAGUGAUAGUUGCUGACCUUAUGAGGUAGUCCUUAGCAUAAAUAUUAAUGAUUAUCACCUCAAGUUCUACAAAAGUUGUACAUGGUUACUACUAAGUUAAAUAGUUGAACUGUUUUGUGAUUCCCAUUUUUGUCAUAUAUUCACUAAUAUCACUUGAUCGUGUUAAAUAAUAUGGUAUUAUCGUACUGUUUUUGUGACUGUGUAGUUGAUGACCUUAUUGCUAGAACUGUCUAUAAUGUCAACUAUUAUAAAAUCAUUUAUUCGAAAUUGACUUCAUCUAAUCUAGUUUAGAUAGCCUAGUCUAGGUACAUACAACUUUUGUUAUCCAAAAUUGAAUAUAUAAAGAAUUUGAUGAAUUGGUUUCUUAUACACUAUUUACUUGAACUACAUUUAGCAAUCAUAAUAUAUCACAUUAGCCUUGGUAUUUAUAAUGUUUUGAAAUAAGAGUGUUGUUUACGUAAGAAACUCACCAUUGUGUUUUUAAGAAUACAUUUAGUGAUGGAUGUAAUUCUCUCCACUUUCAAAUAUUAUUAUCAUCAUUAUUAUUGGCAUUCAGUCAAUUUCUCUCGUUACCUGUUUCCUUCUUAUUGUAUAUAUUCUCAUUCAGAGAAAAAAAAGUUUAUACCGUUUAUCUCUAUCAUAUUAACUUCAUUACGUAUAUUAGCGUUAGAUAUCGUCUUUUAUCAUUAAACUUUUAAAUUGACCUAUAUUUAACUGAUAUAAUUUUAAUUAGAAUGAAUUGUGCAGAAUAAUUAUCUGUGACUUGUAUAUUACCCUUUGUUAAAGUUGUUUAUAUCCUGAUUUUAAAAUUCAAAUCUCUUUGUUUUUCUUAUUCAUUUCAAGUCACUCUUGAAUGCCUCAACGUACAAAGAUGAUGAUGGCGUGGUGGUGUCUAGAGAAAAUC